Messenger RNA from Tripterygium wilfordii, 939 nucleotides. RefSeq names its product mitochondrial acidic protein MAM33. Lineage: Eukaryota; Viridiplantae; Streptophyta; Magnoliopsida; Celastrales; Celastraceae. The transcript has 3 exons. The record is from RefSeq and is a predicted model, not a curated record. Bases 63 to 674 code for a protein of 203 amino acids. Gene Ontology annotation, cellular component: mitochondrial matrix.
UUCGAAACAAGUGCGCAUGUGUUCUUGCCGGGCCAGUGACGCGAGCGAGGGAAGAGAGAAGAAUGUCUCGGGCGACCCCAAUCCUGAGUAAGGCACGCAAAACGCUUCAAGAUCUUGAAUUGCUUAAGGUCUUACAGUCUGAAAUCAAUCACGAACUCUCCUCCACUCCCGUGCAGACCAGUCAAAGUGGCUCUUUGGGUGAUUUUGUGGUGGACUGGGAUUCACCAGGGUCCCUAGAUGUGGUUUUGCGGAGAAAAUAUGAGUCUGGUGAGGAGGUUGCCGUUUCAGCUUUAUUGGGUCCUGUGAGGCUUGCAGAAGUGGGUGACUUUCCGAGCGAUGCUUUUAUGAAGGUAUGCAUAAAAAAACCUGGCUUGAGCUCCAUAUUGCAGUUUGACUGUGGAGUUUUUGGAAAAGGUGGCAAUGUCUCAGAAUUUGACGUCCAUAAUGCCUACUAUCUCAAGUCAGUAGCUUGUCCAAGCCCUUCAGUUUACAGAGGCCCCUUAUACAGCACUUUAGAUCCUCAACUACAAGAUACACUCAAGGAAUAUCUAGAAACCAAGGGAAUCGGAAAAAACCUAACUUCCUUCCUGCUCCAUUACCUACACAGAAAAGAGCAAGGUCAAUAUGUGAACUGGUUACAGAAGCUUGAAGCAUUUGUGGCAAAGGAAGACUGACUUGAGACAAAUACUUGAAUUCAUUUUCUCCUCCAGGAAAAGACUCUACAUUGAGAAGUGAAGCAGGGCUUGAAGUUCCAAACCAUAUUGUAAGCUGAAUAUUAAUUUUUUUUAGAUAAUUUAAAGUUUGAACAUUUAUGUAUACAAAUGAAAGCAUAUGUAGGAUCUGCAUCAAACUCGGGGCCCUUCUUCAAGGGUUACUACCAUAAGUUGUAAUCUUUUAGCGUCCUGUUCAUCGUUGUCCUCAGCAGAGAGGAAAUCUCUA